UGCGGUAGCUUUUUGAAGUGGGCGGGAUGUACAUUUCCUUACAUAGCUUGUUGUCCGUUGCUAUCAACCUGCCGCAACUUCAUGUGUGUUUAGUCACUCAUGCAUUUGUCAUUUUUAGGUAAAUUAUACGUUAGCAGUCUGCGACAAUUAAGUAAUCAAAGCGUUAAAAUUAAGCUGCAUUUUUUAACAUUUCGUGUUAACUGCAUGCGGGUUGGUCUCUAGUCGACACAGACAUUGCCCGUUUUUUACCCCUGUGGUUGCGGUCUGGCCUUAGCCGCGGCUGCGAAUCAGCUUAAUCUUUUCUCAGUAUCGUCCUGCAUUGAAACAUGUUUAUUUUAUAAAUAUGACGGUGAGAGGGACCCUGUAAACUAAAUGACUGUCAGAAAUAUCGCCUCCAUUUGUAAUAUGGGCACCAAUGCCUCUGCUCUGGAGAAAGACAUUGGUCCGGAGCAGUUCCCAAUCAACGAACACUACUUUGGAUUGGUCAACUUCGGCAACACGUGUUACUGUAACUCGGUGCUUCAGGCCCUGUACUUCUGCCGGCCCUUCCGGGAGAACGUGCUGGCCUACAAGGCCCAGCAGAAGAAGAAGGAGAACCUGCUCACGUGUCUGGCAGACCUCUUCCACAGCAUCGCCACCCAGAAGAAAAAGGUGGGAGUCAUCCCGCCCAAGAAGUUCAUCUCACGCCUGCGUAAGGAGAAUGACCUGUUUGACAACUACAUGCAGCAGGACGCCCAUGAGUUCCUCAACUACCUGCUGAACACGGUGGCAGACAUCCUGCAGGAGGAGAAGAAGCAGGAGAAGCAGAACGGCCGCCUCAAGAACAACGGCACGGCGGUCACCACGGAGACGGAGCCCGAGAACAAGCCCACGGAGCCCACCUGGGUGCAUGACAUCUUCCAGGGAACUUUGACCAAUGAGACGCGCUGCCUCAACUGUGAGACGGUGAGCAGCAAAGAUGAGGACUUCCUGGAUCUGUCUGUGGACGUAGAGCAGAAUACAUCAAUAACACACUGUCUUAGGGACUUCAGUAACACAGAGACAUUGUGCAGUGAAUACAAAUACUACUGUGAGGCAUGCUGCAGCAAGCAGGAGGCCCAGAAACGGAUGCGGGUUAAGAAGUUGCCUAUGAUCCUGGCCCUGCACCUGAAGCGGUUUAAGUACAUGGAGCAGCUGCACCGAUACACCAAGCUGUCGUAUCGCGUCGUCUUCCCUCUGGAGCUCCGCCUCUUCAACACCUCUGGAGACGCUACCAACCUCGACCGCAUGUAUGACCUGGUCGCUGUGGUCGUCCACUGUGGCAGUGGACCCAACAGAGGACACUACAUCACCAUAGUGAAGAGUCACGGCUUCUGGCUGCUGUUUGAUGAUGAUAUCGUGGAGAAAAUCGAUGCCCAGGCCAUCGAGGAGUUCUAUGGGCUGACGUCAGACAUCUCAAAGAACUCUGAGUCUGGAUACAUCCUCUUCUACCAGUCCAGGGAGUAAAUGGAUUAAACACCCAGCCAACCAGAGCCCCUUAGAGAGAACGAUGGGAACUUUGACCCUUACCUGAACCCUGUCUGAGAUGUGUGCCAACACCAUUCCCUAUCCCACGGCCUGCCCUGGGUCUGCCUGCACUUAAUUUCCCAUAACCCCCUUCCCUCCCUGCACUCAGCAUACUGGGAGGACUCUGCCAACUGCGUUUUGCCCUUCAGCCACAUGCAACAAAAAGACAAACAGUCACAAGAACAAGGGGGGAAAAGGAAGAUCCAACAGGCUGGUGUGUGAUGCCUGUUUGUCCCAGCAUGGGUCACUCUCCUGGGGUCUGCCUGGCAUACAGAGCUGGUUGGACUGGUACAGAUACAAUCUUCUUUCCAACAGCAGUCUGUAUCCUUUAUAUAUCUGUAUAGUAUGUCUAUUUUCACAUAAUGUCACACGCUCAUAAAUAAUUUUAGUAGGGUUAUCCUGUGACCUUAUAUUUGUCCUGCCCAUAGAAGUCUUCUACCUGGGGUAUAGCUAGAGCUGGGAUGGAAGUUCAAGUGAAAGUUAAACUAGGUGUGAGAGGGUCUAUGCAUAUGGUGUAGCUGAAAUGCAUAUUUCAGUGUUAACUGAAUAUAAAAUUUAUUUAUAUAGCCCUUCGUACAUCAGCUGAUAUCUCAAAGUGCUGUACACUGGUGUGGAUUCGAGUUGACUUGAGUUGUGACCAAGCCAAACCUUUUCAUUGCGGUGCUGAGAAAUUGUAGUCCCACAGAAGACCAGCCUUGCAUGUACAAACUUCAGCUCUACUAGUCUCUAGAAUAAUCUGGUUUAGUUCAUGCCCAGUUCAUUAUCUGUCUAGUCCUUGUUGUGCAAAACACUAUUUAUUGCUCUUAUUUUAUUCAUGUUGGCGAGUUGUAAUGUUGAGUGUGCUGGUAGGCGGAGGAUAUUGUGUGUCAGACUCCAUCUUGUCUUGUGUAUGUGACGUCUCCCCCUUACAGAGUCCUGUAGGUAAUACACAUACAGAGCUCUCUGGGGUUGAAUUGAACUUUGACUUUUUUUUUUUGCUCUAGUUUGAAGUAUGUGGAUAGCUGAGCUCUGUCAAGAACCACAUGAGGUAAGACGGAGGGGUCAAAAUCCACAGUUCAAGGCGUCCUUGAACUGUACUGUUUUUCACAGUGAGCUCGGUGCAAUAGGAGGAGGUGAAAUGAGCUGAUAAGAUGUUGACUUCCCUGUUAAAGCGAAUAUAGAUAUUAAAUGCUGGUGUGUUUUGUUACCAGCUGGUCUCCUCCCAGUCGUGUGUAUCUGUGUGUGAGAUGGAUCAACGGAGGUGGAACUCCUUUGCUAGGUGCGAUAUGGGGCUGCAGUUCACACACUGCAAACGUUGGUUUGAUGUUACUUAGAACCUUUUAGUUCUUCUGCAGUGACGCCAUAGUCUGAAUAUUGAUAUUGGUCAGUCCUUUGUUGAAGUCAUUACAUGUGUUCUAUCACCAUUUUAUUUAGCCUCGUCCCUUCCAUUGUUAGGCACUUGACUUGGAACCAAUGGUCUUUACUCAGAAGCUGUGCCUGGCAGAUGCUUCUAUUAAGUUGUGUUUAGUGUAAAGGUGACCAGUGGUCUAUAUAGACUGAUAAUUUACCAUCCCAUAAGGUUAGGGCCACGUACUGUAGAGUAGAACUAUAUCAAAGGCCAUAUAGAGAUAUUUGAAGACUCAGUGCUGCUCAGACUGUCCUAUGGCACUCUAAUUCACUGUAAUACUGAAAGAAUAUUGACCCAAAUGCAUCUCGCUUUAAAGAGAUGCUCCGGAACUUUGGCGACUACUAAGUAUUCUUUAAACCUCCUGCUUUGGGCUGGAUGUGUCAGUGUAGUUUAUACCUAAAUUAGCCACAAGAAUGCGAUUAUUUCUGGAAUUUGUGCUGUGCCAUUUUCCUACAGCCCCCUAGCAAUUCGAGUUCUAGCCAAUGAGCUUCAGACCUUUGCCAUUUGAGUAAAAUCUGCACAUAUGUGAUGUAGUACACCAUUUUCAGGGAACACAUUUGUCUCGUGAGAGCUACUUUCAGAACUACUGGCUAAAAAGUAUACAAAUGUACUGGAGAAUCUCUUUAAAUUAGAAGUAGAGAUGAUUUGGGUUAUGUGUGAGGUUGAGUGUGCCUCCUCCUUUUAUAUGUGAGUUAGCAUGUAAUGUGUGAGAGUGUUGAAGCAUCUAGAUGGUUAACUGACUAUUUCCUUCUGUUUAGUAUAACUGGGUAAAGUCAAUGAUGAAUAUGUGCCAAUCUGGAGUCACUAAUGACCUUGCAAAACUGGACAGGAACUCUUACAGAACACUAUUUUCUCUGCUAAGAUACAAGUGUACAUACAUUAUGUAGGAAAUAUAUUUUUAAAAACCUAGAAGCUAAAACACUAAGAGAAAGAGGAGUUAACUAGAAAAUAAAAACAAACGUUGUAAAGAAAUAUGGAGCUGAUUUACAAUCAGUCAAACACAUAAUCAAUUCAUCACACAAUAGUUACACAAUCAAGGAAUGUCACAACCAGUCACAUUGGGGUUCAAGAGAAUUAGCCAGAGCUGUUUGAGGCAUUUUAAACGUUAUGAUGGGAAGAGAUACUGUGUGUGCUAAUCUUCCAAUUACUGUUCUGCACACACCCUCGCUCAGAUACUGUCUUAUUGUACUCCUAACGUGGUCUCAACAGUCUAGAAAUGUGAAGUGUUCUACCUAUGGGACUCUGGUGCAGUGCCUAGAGAUGAAUACGUACUGUACUAGCAUGUCUAUGUUGGUAAGAGGAGAAGUUGAAGGGAGAUCCAGUUAGCUACUCUCAAUUCCAAUUAGUUGUUUGUAAACUGAAAGUGCACUUUACUAGUGAUGAGCUUAAAUGCUUUAAUGAGAGCCACAGUCUGAGUACUUUUUGGAGUUCCUUGCCCUCUGUUCAAUAAAAGGACUGUAUCUACUAAGGCACUGGGAUUUGUGAAGAAUUAGUUUGUCAUGUUCUUUGGAUUUUGAAAGAUUUCUUAACCCCCUCACCUUUGACUCGUUCUUCUCUUAUCCUCUUCACCCCCAGGCCAGUCCUUCACAUCCCCAAAGUCGUGUCACAGUUGUUUUCCUUUACCCCUUAGUUACACACACAGUUCAUUCCUGUGUUGUCAACCUGGUCACUUCCUCUGUCACAUCAUGUUUACCAGGCAGUGUGCGCGUGUUGCUGUGGUGACAGCCAGCCACAGGAACGCAGCAUCACAGAACACAAUGUACAACAGCCUGUGAGGGGAGACUCCAAUAGAGAAAGAGAAUGUUCCAGAACUAUUAGACAUCUUGCUUUCUCCUUCCUUCAUCUACUCUAUAGUACAGCCAUCUGUGACGAAGGUGAGGAAAUGAGGAAAGAAUGCCUUGUAUGUUUUAUUGGAAUGUGUUUAGUGAAGCUCUGACCCUUGAGAGCCCAUCUUGUAGAAGCCAAAACAUCAUCAGUUUUGGCAGAUCGCCUUUUUUUUCUUUUUGGUAGACCGGUCUUAUCCAGCACAACUAGGUUUAAGUGCCUUGUUCAAGGGCACAUUGACAGAUUUUUUUGUUGUUGUUGCAGAUAUGGGAUUCGAACCAGAAACCUUUUGGUUACUGGCCCAACACGCUUAACCACUAAGCUACCUACCACUCUGCAGGCUAACAGUCCCAUAGGUCUGCAUUUUGGGGUGGCAUCUGCCUCAGAAAAAUAUAUUUAAUGUCUGCCAUUGUGAUGAUUUUAAGGGCUACUGUAUGUUGUGUGUGUACACGCCUGGCUGUGUGUAUGUAUGUUUCUGCAUGGCUGUGCGUGUGCGGAAAAUCAUAUUUGUUGUAUUUGUCUGUGGGUAUCAGAGUUAGUCAACUCUGACUCUGUCCUUCCCCAGCUCUGAGGACAUUUAGUUCCCCUCUCAAUCAUCCCCAGCUCUAAUUACCUCCUGCAGUCAGAAAUAAAGAAUGUUUCUCUCUUCA
Oncorhynchus kisutch (coho salmon) is the source of this 5406-nucleotide messenger RNA. It is a transcript of the gene usp46, whose product is annotated as ubiquitin specific peptidase 46. Gene Ontology annotation, biological process: protein deubiquitination. Gene Ontology annotation, cellular component: nucleus; cytosol. Gene Ontology annotation, molecular function: cysteine-type deubiquitinase activity. The record is from RefSeq and is a predicted model, not a curated record. The coding region runs from base 373 to 1485 and encodes 370 amino acids. Lineage: Eukaryota; Metazoa; Chordata; Actinopteri; Salmoniformes; Salmonidae. The transcript is spliced from 9 exons.